AGCCUAUCCUGGCUCUGAACCCUUUCCCUUCAGGGCAUCGCGCCUCGCCGCUUCCUCCACCCCCCGGUCGAUGCUGUGGCGCUCGUUUUUGGCUCCAGUCGUGCCUGCUGGGCUCCAUUCUUUCCUUCCCCGCCUCGCCAUGAGCAGCGUUACCGGGACUUUCAGCGCGCAGCAGCCGCUCAACUACCGGGCGGGAGCCCGCGUUCAGCCCGCUGACGGAGGGCAGGUCGAGGAGGUCUAUGAACCGGCCACAGGUCGUGUGAUAACGAAGCUGCUUUGCUCUGGAGAGAAGGAGGUUGAUCUGGCUGUGCAGAGCGCAAAGGCUGCCUUUAAAAUAUGGAGUCAGAUGUCUGGCAUGGAGCGGUGCAGGGUGCUGCUGGAGGCUGCCAGAAUUAUUCGGGAGCAGAGAGAAGAAAUUGCCACCUUGGAAACCAUCAACAAUGGGAAAUCCAUCUUUGAAGCCAGAGUGGACAUUGACAUAUCCUGGCAGUGCCUGGAGUACUAUGCAGGACUGGCAGGAUCUCUAGCUGGUGAACACAUCCAGCUUCCUGGGGGAUCCUUUGGGUACACUCGGAGAGAACCCCUUGGGGUGUGCGUUGGGAUUGGAGCCUGGAACUACCCUUUCCAGAUUGCCUGCUGGAAGUCUGCCCCGGCCUUGGCUUGUGGCAAUGCGAUGGUCUUCAAACCCUCUCCUUUCACCCCCGUUUCUGUGGUGAGGUUGGCAGAGAUCUUCACUGAGGCCGGUGUGCCCAAGGGGCUCUUCAACGUGGUGCAGGGUGGGGCAGCCACUGGCCAGUUCCUCUGUCAUCACCCAGAUGUGGCCAAAAUCUCUUUCACUGGCAGUGUGCCAACUGGCAUCAAGAUCAUGGAGAUGGCAUCAAAAGGGAUCAAACCAGUCACCUUGGAGCUGGGGGGCAAAUCCCCCCUUAUCAUCUUUUCAGACUGUGCCUUGGAGAACGCUGUGAACGGAGCCCUCAUGGCCAACUUCCUCACGCAGGGCGAGGUAUGCUGCAACGGCACGCGGGUGUUUGUGGAGAGGAAAAUAUUGGAUGUCUUCACAAAGGAGGUGGUGAAACGCACCCAGAAAAUCAAAAUUGGCGAUCCGCUUCUGGAAGACACACGGAUGGGAGCCCUCAUCAAUCGGCCCCACCUGGAUCGUGUCCAGGGCUUUAUCAAACAGGCGAAGGAGCAGGGGGCACAGGUGCUGUGUGGUGGGGACCUGUACGUGCCAGAUGAUCCGAAGCUGAAGAAUGGCUACUACAUGCGACCCUGUGUGUUAGGGAACUGCACAGAUGAUAUGACAUGUGUGAAGGAAGAGAUCUUUGGGCCUGUCAUGUCCAUUCUGCCGUUUGACACAGAGGAGGAGGUGGUGGAGAGAGCCAACAACACCAAAUUUGGCCUGGCAGGUGGUGUCUUCACCAGGGAUAUCCAGAAGGCUCACAGGGUAGUGGCUGCUCUCAAGGCUGGGAUGUGCUUCAUUAACAACUACAACAUCAGUCCUGUGGAGCUGCCUUUUGGAGGCUACAAGUCAUCAGGAUUUGGCAGAGAGAAUGGGCGGGCAGCCAUCGAGUACUACUCGCAGCUGAAGACCGUCUGUGUGGAGAUGGGUGAUGUGGAAUCUGUGUUUUAGUGGCUCUGGGACCUGCUCAGGGGAGCAUCAGCCAGUUCUUGCCUGUCAGCCAGAGAUGUGGAUCAUUUACACAGCAAUAAAGUGCUCUGAAAUUUUAA
Cuculus canorus (common cuckoo) is the source of this 1728-nucleotide messenger RNA. RefSeq names its product aldehyde dehydrogenase 9 family member A1 (gene ALDH9A1). Bases 71 to 1630 code for a protein of 519 amino acids. The transcript is spliced from 11 exons. Gene Ontology annotation, molecular function: 4-trimethylammoniobutyraldehyde dehydrogenase (NAD+) activity; aminobutyraldehyde dehydrogenase (NAD+) activity. NCBI's taxonomy places the organism in Eukaryota, Metazoa, Chordata, Aves, Cuculiformes, Cuculidae. The record is from RefSeq and is a predicted model, not a curated record.